CCCAUGUCUUAUCCGCUAUCAGCAAGCAAACAAGACAAACUCUGGAUUUCUUGCUCACUUCCUCGCCAUUACGACGUCACCUUUUUAUGUCUCAUGUCAAACGAAUCGUCCCUCCCACUUUUCUAGUCGCUCAACACUCACACUCCACACCUUCACACCAACCUACUUGUCGCUACAACUAUGGUGGCCAUUGGCGGGAAGAAAAUGGGUGAGCUUGCUGGAAGGAUCGGCGGCAAUGGCGUCGGCCAAAUUCUGGUUGCUGUUGCUGCUGCUCUCUUUGUCCGAUUAUUUUCUGGACCUGGUCCUGCGUUGUUGCCGGAGGAUGGUGUCGACGACGACAAUUAUGAGUAUGAUGAUGCGGAUGAAACGCCGAUUGACGGGAAAGUGUUUCCGGUUACCAUUCGUUGGAGGAAUAUCACAUGUUCGCUCUCCGAUGCCAAGUCUAAAUCAGUAAGGUUCCUGUUGAAUGAUGUUUGUGGGGAAGCUAAACCUGGAAGGUUGCUGGCAAUAAUGGGGCCAUCAGGUUCAGGGAAGACGACACUACUUAACGUUCUAGCUGGUCAACUUACAGCGUCAUCCAGGUUAAGGUUGUCAGGUCAUUUGGAGGUCAAUGGACAGCACACACCCAAAAAAUCUUACAAGUCUGCUUUUAUCAGGCAGGAGGAUCUCUUUUUCUCGCAGAUGACAGUGCGCGAAACACUUUCUUUUGCUGCAGAACUCCAGCUUCCACAGAUAUCAUCAGUAGAAGCAAGGGAUGAUUAUGUUAAUGAUCUUUUGCGUAAAUUGGGCUUGGUCAGUUGUGCAGAUUCAAUUGUUGGUGAUGCAAAAGUGCGUGGUAUCAGUGGGGGUGAAAAGAAACGUUUGUCUCUGGCAUGUGAACUAAUUGCUAGUCCUUCAGUAAUAUUUGCAGAUGAACCGACAACUGGGCUUGACGCCUUCCAGGCUGAAAAAGUAAUGGAAACACUCAGUCAACUUGCACAGGAUGGUCAUACUGUUAUCUGCUCAAUACACCAACCUAGGGGAUCAAUAUAUUACAAAUUCGAUGACAUUAUCUUGCUGGCCGAAGGUUCUCUUGUUUAUUCUGGACUUGCUAGGGAUGAGCCAUUAUCGUACUUUGCAAAUCUUGGGUAUCCAUGCCCAGAUCAUGUCAAUCCUGCUGAAUUUUUGGCUGAUCUCAUAUCUAUUGAUUAUAGUUCAUCUGAAAGCAUUAACAGAUCUCAGAAAAAGAUAAAUGGUCUUGUUGAGGCUUUUUCACAAUCAACUGCCUCGGUUAUUUAUGCAUCUCCUCUCGUCAAUGAAGAUAAAUUACUCAAAGAAAUGAAGUUUAGAGGAAGACCAUAUGCUAAGAGAGGGGGUUGGUGGAGGGAAUUCUCGUUGCUUCUGAGACGUGCGUGGAUGCAGGCUUCUCGAGAUGGGCCAACAAAUAAGGUACGGGCUAGAAUGUCAAUUGCAUCAGCAAUGAUAUUUGGUUCAAUCUUCUGGAGGAUGGGCAGAUCUCAGACAUCUAUUCAGGACAGAAUGGGGUUACUGCAGGUUGCUGCUAUAAAUACUGCAAUGGCUGCUUUGACGAAGACUAUUGGUGUGUUUCCAAAGGAGCGUGCAAUUGUGGAUAGGGAGAGGGCAAAAGGGUCUUAUUCUUUGGGUCCAUAUUUAGCCUCUAAGCUGCUGGCUGAAAUACCAGUUGGAGCCGCAUUUCCGUUAUUGUUUGGCACCAUUUUAUAUCCUAUGUCUCGUUUGCAUCCCACUUUGUCCAGAUUCGGGAAGUUCUGUGGGAUUGUGACUGUUGAGUCAUUUGCUGCAUCUGCUAUGGGUCUAACUGUGGGAGCCAUGGUACCAAGCACUGAAGCAGCAAUGGCAGUUGGCCCAUCCCUUAUGACUGUCUUCAUUGUAUUUGGAGGAUCCUAUGUCAAUGUAGACAACACACCUAUAGUUUUCCGCUGGAUUCCUCGUGUGUCCCUAAUAAGAUGGGCUUUUCAAGGAUUAUGUAUCAAUGAAUUUAGAGGUCUGCAAUUUGACCAUCAACAUCCGUUUGAUCUGCAAACUGGAGAACAGGCAUUGGAAAGGCUAUCGUUUGCUGGCAGUCAAAUUAAAGAAACGGUGGUGGCACAAAGCAGAAUAUUAUUGUUUUGGUAUUGCACUACAUACUUCUUACUAGAGAAGAAUAAACCCAAGUACCAGAUGCUCGAGGCUCCUUUAGAGGAUCAAGUGUCACCAUAUGAGACUGCGGAGGAGAAAGAAGAGCCUCUUGCUGACCAGGUUGACGGAAAAGAGUUGCUUGAACCUCAGAAGGAUCAAAUUUUACCAUUUAUCUUGGAAGGUGCCAAGUAAAGAGGAGAUACUUGUACACUAAAGGAGGCCCUCAUGCUUGCACUGAUCAGAGAAGAUAACUUGAUAAACAAGAUGUGCUCCACAUUAUAACGUGGAACGAUAAUUAUUAUAUGUAAAACUAAUCCGUAGGAAAUUGUUAGAUCGCUGAAUUUGGAUCAAUGCUUGAAUUGUUUAGUUAAUUGUGAUACCUUAUCAGCAGCGUGAUAGUUCUUUUUCAAAUUGGAGUAACGCUGGUCCCUAUACGCAAGCAGAAAGUCAUAAUUAAAUCUUUGAGAAUAUCGAAUUCUUUAAGAGAAAAAGGAUCAUUUUCAAUCACUAGGGCCUAAAGCUAAUCAA
Molecule: messenger RNA, 2664 nt
Organism: Amaranthus tricolor (Joseph's coat)
Lineage: Eukaryota; Viridiplantae; Streptophyta; Magnoliopsida; Caryophyllales; Amaranthaceae
Product: ABC transporter G family member 7
Exons: 12
Coding region: 181-2328 (715 amino acids)
Cellular component (GO): membrane
Molecular function (GO): ATP binding; ABC-type transporter activity; ATP hydrolysis activity
Source: RefSeq, a predicted model, not a curated record